CGCUUUGCGCUCCGCACCAUGAAAUAGGUGCGCAAAAUUAUCAGUAGUACCCCGAAAAAACAACAAAUAAGUACUGCAUCGAAUCCCAAGUUAGUUCAGUAAUAGUCGACCUUCUGCGCCAGUGUGUGUAAAGGCAGACUUAUCAACGUGCUCAAUAAAUCAUUCUUGUUUUGAAAAAAACUACUAUUUUUCCAAUAAUACGUCAUCAAACAUGUCAUCUGCAAUCAUGAAGAUCUUUGUUUUGGUCGUCGCAUCAUUUUUUGUGUCAACUUCCGGAGAAUUACAGUGUGACCACAAGGUUCCGGAUGUUCCCAAAGAAUGGAUCGACAUGUCCAAAACUUGCGUGGACAGUGUCCGCGAUCAAGUGACCGAAGAACUGAAAGCUGCCAUGCAAUACAUGGCCAUGGGUGCCCAUUUCUCCAGGGACCAAAUCAACAGGCCCGGCUUCGCAAAAUUGUUCUUCGAAGCAGCCAGUGAAGAACGAGGACACGCCAUCGAGUUCAUCAAGUACCUGCUGAUGAGGGGAGAAUUGACUGAGAACGUCAGUGAUCUCAUUAAGAGAAACCUCGUUCCUGCCACGACAACCUGGGACAAUGGUGUAGCAGCUUUGAGCGAUGCUUUGAAACUGGAAGCUUCCGUAACGAAGAAGAUCAGAAAUAUCAUUGAAGUUUGCGAAAAAGACGAACAAUUCAAUGACUAUCACUUGGUGGAUUACUUGACGGCAGAGUUCCUAACUGAGCAAUACAAGGGACAAAGAGACCUCGCUGGUAAACUGUCCACCUUGGAGAAAAUGAUGGAUAGACAUGGAGUUCUUGGCGAGUACCUGUUCGACAAAGAAUUGCUGUAAACAGUUUUUGUCAAUUGUAUUUUGAAGAGAACAUAUAUUUUUUUUAAUGUCACUUAUGAUAAAAAAUACCUAGAUGUUAAAUAAAGUCUACUAGAAUAAUG
Messenger RNA from Sitophilus oryzae (rice weevil), 948 nucleotides. Its product is annotated as ferritin subunit-like. Gene Ontology annotation, cellular component: cytoplasm. NCBI's taxonomy places the organism in Eukaryota, Metazoa, Arthropoda, Insecta, Coleoptera, Curculionidae. The record is from RefSeq and is a predicted model, not a curated record. Gene Ontology annotation, biological process: iron ion transport; intracellular iron ion homeostasis. Bases 212 to 847 code for a protein of 211 amino acids. Gene Ontology annotation, molecular function: ferrous iron binding; ferric iron binding. The transcript is spliced from 4 exons.